Messenger RNA from Anguilla anguilla (European eel), 5680 nucleotides. It is a transcript of the gene mybl1, whose product is annotated as v-myb avian myeloblastosis viral oncogene homolog-like 1. Gene Ontology annotation, biological process: regulation of DNA-templated transcription. Lineage: Eukaryota; Metazoa; Chordata; Actinopteri; Anguilliformes; Anguillidae. Gene Ontology annotation, cellular component: nucleus. The record is from RefSeq and is a predicted model, not a curated record. Bases 484 to 2781 code for a protein of 765 amino acids. Gene Ontology annotation, molecular function: DNA-binding transcription factor activity, RNA polymerase II-specific; RNA polymerase II cis-regulatory region sequence-specific DNA binding. The transcript is spliced from 16 exons.
UGAAGUACGAAAAUAAGAGAGAAACAGAGACGGAGGUGGGAGGGUGAGCAGCUAUCAAGGCGGGCUGAAGAGAAGUAUGCGUACCUCAUUGAUCAUCGCCCAUUACCUCAGUGCGGGCAUUGACAACAUCCAUGAGAAGUCCUGAUCUGAAUUUUACUGCAGAAUAUGUACAUUUGAAGGAUUAUAUCGGUACCCAGAUUAGCAAUAAUUUCCCUACAAAAGAGAAAAUGUAACGUAACUUGUUAGCUCCUGUGGCUACGUGUUGAUCCGCCUGUACUGUUGUCUUGCUGAUAAUGAUGUACUCCAUCAUCACAGAGAGACAAGCAAAAGAACUGUGACAUUGACAGCGACUUGUGUGGACAGAUCUCAGUGUUGAUCCGAUUGUUUUAUUUUUGGAUUUGCAAUUAAAUUGGGACAGGCGGAUUUUGCUUGUUUGGUUCGCCCCUUCGGAUUGAAGAAAAAAAGUGAUCAUCGGCGAAAGUCAUGGCCAACAACAGAUCACGCAGUGAGGACGAGGAUGAGGAGCUCCUCUCAACAGACCCUGAGAGCCGGGACCAGAAGAACCCCAAGAAGCUGCUGUGCAAAGUCAAGUGGUCCAGGGAUGAGGAUGAGCUGCUGAAGAAGCUGGUUGAGAAACAUGGAACGGAUGCCUGGAAACUGAUAGCAAAUUACCUUCCUAAAAGAACAGAUGGCCAGUGUCAACACCGCUGGCAGAAGGUGCUCAACCCGGAGCUGGUGAAAGGGCCCUGGACAAAAGAGGAGGAUCAGAGGGUCAUCGAGCUGGUGCACAAAUACGGCCCCAAGCGCUGGUCCAUCAUCGCCAAGCACCUGCAGGGCCGCAUCGGCAAGCAGUGCAGGGAGCGCUGGCACAACCACCUCAACCCCGAGGUGAAGAAGUCCUCCUGGACCGAGGAGGAGGACCGCAUCAUCUACGAGGCCCACCGGCGCCUCGGCAACCGCUGGGCCGAGAUCUCCAAGCUGCUGCCCGGGAGGACGGACAACUCCAUCAAGAAUCACUGGAACUCCACCAUGCGGAGGAAGGUGGAGCACGAGGGCUACCUGCAGGAGAGCUCUGCGGCCUACAAGUCCGCCCACGGCGGGAAGAGAGAGUCCAAGUCCCGCCCGUCCGCGGACAUGCGGCACGACCACAACCAGAUGUUCAUCACCAACCCAGCACAGCUUGCGGGAUACUUUGGCCCAAUGGACAGGCAGUGUGUGGACGGCAUCCCUGAUACCUCACCUGUCUUCGUUCAGCAGCCGUGCCACGAUGAUCCUGACAAAGAGCAGAGAAUUAAGGAACUUGAGCUGCUGCUUAUGUCAGCUGAGAAUGAAGUCAGAAGACAGGCAGCCUCAUGUAACCCCGACAGGUACCCGCGCUGGUCCGACAGCGUGGCCGACGACACCAUGACCACCAUGAGCAGCCUGGAGGACCACAGCAUGGAGUUCUGCCGCGCCGAGGAGAGCCUGGGCUCGGGUUCGGGCUCCGCCCCCGUCCAGGUCUCCCCCAGCAAGUUCCUGGCAGUGGAGGCCAGCGCCGUGCUCAACUCCCUGCAGACCAUCCCCGAGUUCGCCGAGACCAUGGAGCUGAUCGACUCGAUGUGUCUGGUUCUGCAGGACCCGGUGGCCUGGAGCAACGUGGCCAGCUUCAGCCUGACGGAGGUGGGGUCCCCCAUGAAGCAGGAGGCCGCGCCCUUUCCCCAGCCCCAGGAGCAGGACGGGACCCCCGAGGAGAUGGGCUACCAGUUCGACGGCGUCGCCGUGACCGACCAGGGCAAGGGCUGCGGCGGGGGAGGGGCUGGGGGCGGCGGCCAGGGCAAGGCGGUCCCGUUCGUCUCGCCCAUCGUGGCCAAAUUCAACACGCCCCCGUCCAUCCUGAGGAGGAAGAGGAGGGAGAGGGGGGAGCAGUCACCCUCCGGUGAGAGCAACAGUGCUUCUUUCCUGGACACCAGCAGCACCUCGCCUAAGACCACCCCUGUCAAAGCUCUGCCUUUCUCUCCCUCCCAGUUUUUCAACAUAUCGGGGAAUGAGCAUUUGAACCUGGACAACCCGGCCCUGACGUCGACCCCCGUGUGCGGGCAGAAGUGUCUCCUGAACACGCCCCAGCAGAAGGAGAUGACGCCCAAACACCAGAAGGAGAACGCUGGGUUCCGGACCCCUAAAAUUCGGAAAUCUAUCUUGGGCCCCACUCCACGGACUCCAACGCCCUUCAAAAAUGCCAUGGCUGCCCAGGAGAAGAUGUACGGGCCCUUGAAGAUGGUGCCGCAGCCGCUGGCUUUCCUGGAGGAGGACAUCCGAGAGGUGCUGAAAGAGGAGACGGGGACGGACAUAUUCACCCGCGGGGACAUGCAGCCCGAAUUCAGAGCCUGGAAACACGAGCUCGACGCUCCCGCCCGUAAGGUGAGGAAGUCGCUGGUGCUGGACUCCUGGGGGAAGGACUGCCUCAACGUCCAGCUGUUCUCCCAGGAACAGAUCAACAACGCGCAGCCUCCCGGGGACAGCCUGCUGACCAGCUCCCUGCUGAUGACGCCCCUGAUGGACAGGGAGGACCGCGCCUCCUCCCCCACGCAGGUGAAGCAGGAGCCGGGGUUCAGUUCGCCGGGCAGGAAGGGCAGCCCCUCUCUGCUCAGGACGUCCCGCUAUGACUCCCCGGCUCAGGUGAACAGCGAAUGGGAGACCGUCGUGUACGGGAAGACGGAGGACCAGCUGAUCAUGACGGAGCAGGCCAGGAAGUACCUGAACACGUACACCACCGGCUGCGCCUCCAGGGCGCUGGUCCUCUGACCUGAACACCGCACUACACCGCCCGAUCCGUCCGCCUGUCCGUCAGGGCAGCCUUCUUAUAACCGGCAGACUUAACACUUAGACAAUCUUUGUGUAGGAAACUGACUGUCCAGUUCUUUUAGUUGUCUGCACCACCCUUAACAGAAUAUCCCAGUGUCAUUUCUGAGUACAUUUAAGCAAAAGGCAGAAGUGUGUUCCUUCCCCCGCCCACAGCCUUCCCAUUUUUAAUAUCGAGUCUGACUUUUUAUUUUAUUUUUUUGGGCCAUUUUGAAAAUCGAAAGUUAAUACUGACGCAGCACCUCCGUGUGUUGGUACAACCAAGGUAAACGCUAUGUUUGCCAUGUCAUUCUGCAGCCCAUUAAUAAUUUGGAUUUGACGGCUCGAUAGGAGUUCUAGUCUUUAUUGGCGACCUCAUUUUGAACACCAACAUAAUUGACUUUCCUAAAAAAUAUCAGCCAGGCCAGAUUGCAGAAACAAAAUAAAUAGAGGUUAUGUUCUGCAUCAUCUUGUGUAUUCAAACGAAACGGCUUGCAUUUAGGUUGUUUAAUGUAGACUCUAUAAAACUAGUGGCGCUGCUUAUGAAAAGCAUAUUAUCAUAAAACACGAACGUAUAAAAUAUAUGUAUAACUUCUUGCUUUUAAAAAAAAUAUCUGCCUCUUUUUUUUUCCUGGGAAAGUUGAUGUGACGUCUUAAUGAACAGAAAGCACUGUCGGCAUUGCACUACUUGUUUUGGUUUGCUGCAGAGGGACGAGCAGUUAAUGCAGUUUAGGAGGAACAGAAUAGCACUUGCGAUGUGACUGUGUCAGCUCAGACAAAUGAGGGUUGUGCUCCUACACAGUGUUCGAUUUUAGGAGUCUCAAGUUGAGACAUUUAUUGAAUGUAUUGUACAGCGUGUAACUGCAGAGAGCCGUUGUAAAUUGGAAAGGUACCUUCCUUUAAUUUUUAUUUAUUUUCUGCUCUAAAGCUUAAAUGUUGAUAUUUAUGUAUAUCGGGCAUCUGGAAGUUUUUGCUGUUUCCUGUAAAGAAAUCCUACCUGUGCAGGCCACGACUGCCAGAGAUCCUGUAUCUCGCUUUACGCCCUUCGCCACGACUUACAUUCAGGCCAAUACCUGCAAGGAAUCAUGUCUGGUACCAACGGAAGCUUUAUUACGCAAAGCUCUCAGGUCCCAUUCCCUCUGUAAAAUGCCCCAAGAGCAGCUGUGUGAGUAAGAUGGAUUUCUUGUUUGUGUAGAGCUGUAGGUUGUAUUUAUUUAAAUGUUUAAUAAUUUAUUGCUAAAAAUAUUGAAGAAUCUCUAUAAUUAUAUUUACUUUCAGUUUCUUUUUUUAACAAAAAAUAUAUUCGGCUACCGUCCACCUCAUUUCUGGAAAUACGAAGAAACAGGAACUGCCACAGCAAUCCAGUGUAUUCAUCCGGUUGUCAGUGGAUAAAAAAUUGAUUUGUACCCAUUGGCUGGGUAUUUCCUUAUUACCCCAUAGAUGUAGCACAGUUUAUGAAAAGUGGUUCGCUAAGCUUGCUGAACCAAAGCCAGUUAUUCUGUACAGGUAGCAGCAUUCAGCUUCCGAAGUCAAAAGGUAGAAAAUUUGCACUUUUUUUCAUUGUUUAAAUGUGUUUGUUUUUGCUGCUGAUGUAGCUUUUUUUUUUUGUUUGUUUUCACUUUACUUUGUUUUGGUUUGGUCUGUUUCGUUUAUUUUAAUUAGCUGGUGUUGUUUGCCGAAUGUCUGACUGCACGUGAGGAUUGAACACUGACACGGUGAGAGAAGAGAGCUGUGGGGGGGUAGCUAUCCCGCUCGCUCUCUCCUGCCACUCUCCCUGCUGUGAAAUAGAGCCUGUCUGCUCCCACAGAGAAACUGACCCGGAGCCCAGCUCCUCUGCCACAUCUUUACUGUCGUACAAACCCCUAUCUCAGCCCAGCCCGAUAAAGCAAAGCCCUGUUUGAGCUUGUGUUUCUGUCCCUACUCACCAUUUUUUAGGUGAGUAAUAAAUACAAAUUGUUUAAAAGACAUAAAACAAUAAGUCUGGGCUCUGACAGUCCAAGUGUAUGCUGCUUAGCGCCUGUUUAGCAUGGUGUUAGAAGUAUGUAUGUGGGGUGUUAAUUGAAACUCAACAGUCUUCUGAAAACUCCCAAGUACAGUUCUCAAACAAGCCAAUAUGUUGAAUAACUUUUUAACAAUACUUGCAAUUUCUUGAGCUAGUCGAUAAGCUAGCGUAGAAUAGAUACAAGACCCAUAAAAUGCGUGGGGUCACACCUUGCGGUCUUAAAGGCCCUGUUUGGUGUUUUAAUGAGUCUAUCACAGAAUUUCGUUUAACGUUGAUAGGUUCAUCAAGCAUUAAGAAUGCUUUUAACAGUGAGAGACUACCUACUGUAGCUAGCAAAAUCAAGUCGAAUGAUUAGGCGAAUAUGUAUAUCUACAGAGCACUACACAGCUACAGUAAAGUAUACUGAUUUAAUUUUUGCUCAAAUACGUACUGCGUCAAUGCAUCAAAAUGUCAGAGUUUAAAACAUGGGUAACGGCUAAAUGUUUUUGCUUCGUUUUCUUUAUCUGUCUGUCUUUGUAUAUGUUUUGGUUUUCUGUGUAGAUCCUAAAUUGUAUUUGUAACCUUAUCUUUCGCUAAUGUUCCACCACCUAAUGCUAGGUUUUGAGGGAAGAAAGUACAGCAAUGUAGCAGUUAUCAGAUACUUAAACAAUGCAAACACUGCAUUUCUUCUGUAUUGUACUUAAUUUCUUACUGAUGUAACAAAUACACUGCAUUUCAUUUCCAGUUUUACAGUUCUGUCUCACUGUUCUGCUGAAGAAUCACAGCAUUCAUUUCUAUAUUCACCUGUACCAUAGAAGUCCUGCCAGCUACUGUUGUUAUGCAUGUACUUGAUAUGGAACAAUAAAAAUGCUUUAUGCAUUA